Messenger RNA from Camarhynchus parvulus, 3518 nucleotides. It is a transcript of the gene UTP14A, whose product is annotated as UTP14A small subunit processome component. Gene Ontology annotation, biological process: rRNA processing. Gene Ontology annotation, cellular component: nucleolus; small-subunit processome. The transcript has 15 exons. Lineage: Eukaryota; Metazoa; Chordata; Aves; Passeriformes; Thraupidae. The record is from RefSeq and is a predicted model, not a curated record.
AUGGCAACCUUGACGUCAUAGGGGCGCGCUUUGCGGCAGGGCGCGAGCGCUCGGCGCGACACUCGGUGGCGCUUUGCGGCAGUACCGGCGUGCGGAGCCAUGGCGGAGGAGGACCCGGCGGCGGCGGCGGCGGGGAGCGGCAGCGAGAGCGAGGAGGGGGAGGAUGGCGAGCGGCGGCACCGGCAGCUCCUGGAGGCCAUCAGCGCCUUGUCCGGACGGAAGCGGCGGAAGCUAGCGGAGCGCUCGGAGGCGAGCGGGCAGGUGUCUGAGUUCAAUGUUACCUGCAAAGGUGCUGGGGAAAAGCUGGUCCUGUCGGAGCUGCUGCAGCCCAUUCAUCCCAAGUCCACGCUGGGCAGUGUGAGGAAGGAGCUGGCCAGAGUGAAGCGGAAGGCGGCGGUGGAGCUGCCACUGAGCAAAGAGGAGGCCAAGAGGGUGGUGAGGGAGGCCGCCUACGUGACCACCUCGAAGGACGUGGGGAAGUGGCAGCAGGUGGUGCUGCAGAACCGGCGCGCGGAGCAGCUGGUGUUCCCCCUGCGGCAGGACAUCGCCACUGUCACCCCUCUGGAGAGAGUCACCUCGGCGUGGAAGGCCCGAACUCCACUGGAGCAGGAGAUCUUUGGAUUGCUCCACAAGACACAGCAACCCAUCACAGACCCGCUGCUGACACCUGAGGAGAUGGCCUCAGUGCAGGCCAUGAGCUUGGAGGAGGCCCGACGCCGGCGGGCAGAGCUGCAGAAGGCCCGGGCAGUGCAGUCCUACUAUGAGGCCAAGGCUCGGCGAGCAAAGCAGAUCAAGAGCAAGAAGUACCACCGCGUGCUCAAGAAGAGCCGGAGGCGCCAGGCCCUGAAGGAGUUCGAGCAGCUGCACAAAUCGGACCCUGCGGCCGCCUUGGCACGGCUGGAGGAGCUGGAGCAGCUCAGGAUGCAGGAGCGGAUGAGCCUUAAGCAUCAGAACAAAGGAAAAUGGGCUCGAUCCAGGGCCAUUAUGGCUAAGUAUGACCUCGAGGCCCGCAAGGCCAUGCAGGAGCAGCUGGCCAGGAACAAGGAGCUGAUGCAGAAGGUGCAGGUGGAGCCCCCCGAGGAGGAGCUGUGUGAGGUGCCCGAGGAGGACACCACAGCCUUGCCCAUGCCCAGCGGGGCUAAUCCCUGGAUGCUGGGCAAGCCCAGUGGCCUGGCCCCAGAGCCUGAGGCACAGGAGGGUCCAAGAGAUGACAUAGUGCCUGGUGCUGUGGAGAGCAAGGACGAGAUGGAGGAGGAGGAAGAGGAGCUGUCAGAAGAAGAAGCUCUGCUGCAAGACUUCGAGCAAAAGCGACGGGAGCGGGCAGGGAGCCCUGAGGGGCAGGGCAGAGACCAUGGUGCUGAUGAGACUGAGAUUGGUGGUGAGCAGCCCAGGGAGAGCCCAGUUCCCCCAGUCUGUGCUGAGGAGCUGGGGGACAGCCCAGUUCUCCCAGUCUGUGCUGAGGAGCUGGUGAGCACAGGGCCAGAGCCUCCCCCUCAGGCCCAGGAACAGCUCCUGCUCUCGGAGCAGCUGCGCCGCGUGCACACCAUGGAGGAUGUGGAGAGUCUGGCUAAGGACGAGCUUGUGGAAGAGCAGGAGAAGCUGGUAGCCCUGAGAGCAGGGAAGCGAGCACAGCAGCAGGAGGAAGGCAGAGCUGGGGACAGACAUACCAAGAAAGCACCGGCCAAAAGGAAGAUGAUCAGCUUGGAGGCUGUGCUGGAUGGGAAGCCCCAGGUGAUGGACUGCCCCAGCCUGCCUGUAGUCCUGGAGGAGGAGGAGGGUGGCAUCGAGCAGCGCGGGAUGAUCACGGAGGCCUUUGCUGGGGAUGAUGUGGUCGCUGAUUUCCGCCGGGAGAAGCGCAAGGCAGAGGAGGCGGGGAAGCCGCAGCCGGUGAACCUGGUGCUGCCAGGCUGGGGCGAGUGGGGCGGCACGGGCCUGAAACCCAGCGCCAGGAAGGUCAAGAGGUUCCUGAUCAAGCCGCCGCCGGUGCCUCCGCGGAAGGACCAGCACCUGCCCCACGUCAUCAUGAGUGAGAAGCGCAACAUCCACGCGGCAGCACAUCAGGUCAGCGAGCUGCCCUUCCCCUUCGAGCAGCACCAGCAGUUUGAGCAGAGCAUGCGGACGCCCGUGGGCCCCACGUGGAACACUCAGCGGGCCUUCCAGAAGCUGACAGCCCCUCGAGUCAUCACCCGCACUGGCCACAUCAUCCAGCCCAUCUCGGCUGAGGACGUCCCCGACACAGCCCCUGGCAGCGAGGCCAGGCUUGGGGGGGAGGCCAUGCCCAGGAGGAAGGCUGGGCCCGGGAAGAAGGCCGUGUUCAGGGGGAAGGCCGUGUCCGGGGAGAAGGCCGUGUCCAGGGGGAAGGCCGUGUCCAGGGGGAAGGCUGUGCCUGGGGAGAAGGCUGUGUCCAGGGGGAAGGCUGUGUCAAAGGGGAAGGCUGUGUCCAGGGGAAGGCUGUGCCUGGGGAGAAGGCAUAGCCCUGGUGCUGCAGAGCACGGUAGCUGUCUGCAGCCUGGGGGCUCAAACUGGAGUGAGUGGAGGAACCAGGAGCAGCAGCAGCAGCAGCUCCUGAUUCUGUCCAGUUCCUUCUACCUCUUUCUCUGCAAUAAAACCCAGGGCUGCCCUUCCUGUGCUGUCUGCAUGGCUGCCUUGGCAGUGUCCAGGGCUAGGUUGGGCCCUCCAUCCUCUCCUUGGGGUCCAUGCAGGGUCAGGUGCUUUGGCUGAGUUGAGGGCGAGAGCUUGGUCAGGAGUUCAUAGUGGGGCACAUCUAGGUGCAUGGUGAGGGACUGGAAUAGCUGCCAACAUCCUGUCCUUUGUCUUUUACAUCCCCAUUUUUGUACCUAUAUAGAUCUUUAAAUCUUGGCCAAAGGGGCUUUCUCCCCACCUUGUCAUGCUGAGCCUGGCCUCAGGAGUGUUUCUCAGAUCCCACCUGCACUCCCAAGGUACCUGCUCAGCCCUAAUAAACCUGAUCACCUGGCAAUGGCUCUGUCAGGUGCUUCUGCUGCUCUGCACGUCCUGGGAGCUGGCUCUGUCCACGGGCAGCCGCCACUCCUGCUGCCCAUCUGCAAGCCCUCAGAGUGUGACAGUGAGGUGCCUCUCAGGGGGUGGUUGGUGCAUUCAGCACAAUUGGAGGGAUGUGCCAGAGCCUUACGGACUGGGCAGGGACCCUCCAGGCCUCUCCCCUGACUUACAGCGUGGCCUGUGCUCAGCACCAGUUGGAGAAACACUUCCCGGCCCCAGCGCAGGAGCUGGAGCUGCUGCUGAUCCCAGGAAACGUCCCUCGUGUCAAGGACGCCUCCUCCCCCCUUGGCACUGCAGCCCGCCCUGGGCACGGGCUGUCCCCAGGGCCGCCCUUCUCCUCUGCCCUGGGUCAGAGCAGGAAACGGGGGUCGUGCUGUGGGGUCGGGGCGCAGGCACCGUCCGUGCUGGCUGCGGCUAUCCGAGACUCCCGCACGGCCCUUCCUAGGCUGGGAGGGGACUGGGAGCUGACGUGGGGCAGGUCUCGCAGCUUUGCCAGGGAC